AUGUCAGAGGAAAAGCCAAAGGAGGGCGUCAAGACCGAGAACGACCACAUCAACCUGAAGGUGGCGGGGCAGGACGGCUCGGUGGUCCAGUUCAAAAUCAAAAGGCACACACCCCUCAAUAAACUCAUGAAGGCGUACUGCGAACGACAGGGUCUUUCAAUAAGGCAGAUCAGGUUCAGGUUCGAUGGGCAGCCAAUCAAUGAGAAUGAUACGCCUUCGCAGCUGGAGAUGGAAGACGAAGACACCAUAGAUGUUUUCCAGCAGCAAACGGGUGGCUGCUGCUAA
Molecule: messenger RNA, 285 nt
Organism: Nerophis lumbriciformis (worm pipefish)
Lineage: Eukaryota; Metazoa; Chordata; Actinopteri; Syngnathiformes; Syngnathidae
Source: RefSeq, a predicted model, not a curated record